Mercurialis annua (annual mercury) is the source of this 2195-nucleotide messenger RNA. RefSeq lists its product as uncharacterized. The transcript is spliced from 2 exons. Gene Ontology annotation, molecular function: cyclase activity. NCBI's taxonomy places the organism in Eukaryota, Viridiplantae, Streptophyta, Magnoliopsida, Malpighiales, Euphorbiaceae. The record is from RefSeq and is a predicted model, not a curated record. Gene Ontology annotation, biological process: sesquiterpene biosynthetic process. The coding region runs from base 336 to 1985 and encodes 549 amino acids.
UAUCAUUAGCUUUUUUUUCUUCGAGUUGAUUAUUAGUUUUUAUUUUAAUAUUCCUUCUUUUUUCUUCGUGGAUUGCCACUUGACAUGCAUGAUUACAUUUAAAAUGCAGUCACGCCCAAAUUUGCCGACUACAAAUAUCAUUUUUUAAAGAAAAGCUUCGGUUUCUUUAGUUUUUUUUGUCUUCACGGGUAGGUAACUCUUCGCCGGCAACAAGGCCUCAGAAUUGCAGACUUCUCCAUUUGCAGCCGUAUCACCUUAAAGUGUCAUUUUCAAGAUUGCGAGUUUGGAGCUACUAAGAUUGUUGAUGCUUGUGAAAGUUUAAGCUUUGACGUGAAAUGGUGUCAAAUAGCAAUGGAGGCGUAGCAGAUUUUAAGGGAGAUUAUGCCGUAAAUGUGACUGGAAAUGGUUUAAAAGAUUUUAAUAGCCAUGCUGCUGCUCUUGACAUUUCAACUUCUCGAAAGGCUCUGCUGCGUAGUGGCAGUAGCAGUGGUGGUAUAGAGAAACAGAAUAAGUCGAAAAUUUAUCCUAGUAGACUAAGUAUUUUGAGGCUCAGUUCUGAUGGCAGUAUACCUUCUCCAACGGCUAAAUUCCGGAAGAUUGCAGAGGACAGAGAUGAGAUAUCAAGGUCUGUACCUUCUUCCAGUAGCCAAGGAUUCCGAGAACGCUUCAGUGGAAUUAUAGCUCAGAAACUUGAUUGGGAGUAUUUAUGGAAAACUGGCAGAAAUUGGAUCAAGAAUCCCUUCAACAUGGCGUUAUUUUUAUGGAUUACUUGUGUUGCAGUCUCGGGAGCAAUCCUUUUUCUAGUAAUGACCGGAAUGUUAAACCAUGCACUGCCAAAGAAAUCACAGAGAGAUGUUUGGUUUGAAGUGAAUAAUCAAAUCCUCAAUGCUCUGUUUACACUAAUGUGCCUAUACCAACACCCAAAACGCUUCCAUCACCUUGUGCUUCUCUGUAGAUGGAGCCCAAAGGACAUAUCGAAACUCAGAAAUAUAUACUGCAAAAACGGCACUUAUAAGCCGCAUGAAUGGGCUCAUAUGAUGGUGGUGGUUGUUCUACUUCAUUUAAAUUGCUUUGCUCAGUAUGCUCUAUGCGGCCUUAAUUUGGGAUACAGAAGACCAGAACGACCUGUCGUAGGUGUUGCCAUCUGCCUUUCUGUUGCGAUUGCUGCUCCAGCACUAGCAGGUAUCUAUUCUAUUGUUAGCCCCCUUGGGAAGGACUAUAACUCUGAACUUGACGAAGAAGCGCAAGAUACUAUAACCCCCCUCUCCAACGACAUUAAUCAUCUUCGUCGUACUUCUUUGGAGAAGAGAUUCUCAUUUGCAUUAAGAAAUGACGAGAGGAUCAUUGAGCAUGCGCCAUUUUGGAAAGGGGGAUUAUUCGACAUUUGGGAUAAUAUUGCUAUAGCGUAUCUUUCGCUUUUCUGCAGUUUUUGUGUGUUUGGAUGGAACAUGGAGAGACUCGGAUUCGGCAAUAUGUAUGUCCAUAUCGCCACUUUCCUCUUAUUAUGCAUUGCCCCUUUUUGGAUAUUCAACUUGGCUGCCAUUAACAUUGACAAUGAGACUGUCAGACAGGCUCUAGGACUAACCGGUAUAGUUCUCUGUUUGUUCGGUUUACUCUAUGGUGGAUUCUGGAGGAUCCAAAUGCGAAAAAGAUUCAAGUUGCCUGAAAAUAAUGCGUGUUGUGGAAAACCAGCUAUUGGAGAUUGCUGUCAGUGGCUUUUCUGCUGUUGGUGUUCUCUUGCCCAAGAAGUUCGAACAGCGGAUUUCUACGAUAUCGUGGAGAACAAGUUCUGUCAGAAACAGUCGGCUGAGAGUAACCGGCCUUCAAUCUCCCCCUUACCCCAUGAUGCAGUUCAGUUUAUAUAUAACCAAACAUCUCCACUUCAGAGCAGCAUUAGCCUACCUAUCCUUAGUGCUGAUAAUUUUAUGGAGCCGCCUGUUUUGUCCUCAAUACAAAGAGAAGAAGUUACCAACCGAACCAUAUGACGGCUAGAUAGCACAUUUUACGGAGAAAUGCCGAGUCCGACACGGUGAUUCAGGUAGCCUAUAUGUAAUUCAGAAUUUUGAGGCAUUUUUUUAUGCUUCCUCUUAGUUUUGUAUAGUUAAAUUGAGUUUUUGAUGAGUUCAUUUUGGUUGGUUAGUUUAUAAAUGUAUCUGAAUAUCAUUAUUACUCAUAGUCAAAGUUUUCCUGAUCUA